This is a messenger RNA of Rubroshorea leprosula, 1255 nucleotides long. Lineage: Eukaryota; Viridiplantae; Streptophyta; Magnoliopsida; Malvales; Dipterocarpaceae. The record is from the annotation of a GenBank genome assembly.
UCACUUCUUUUUUUCUCUUUCCUCUUUUCUAAAAGCCCAGAACUCAUCUGCGUCCCAAACCCACUUUCCUGUAAGUAGCUCUCAUGUCGUCGGAAAAAAUUGAAGAGAUUCAAAGGGAUGAACUCGUGGAUUAAAAAGAAUUUGAUAAGUUGAACCCUUUACUGACUCGGUGGAAGUGGAACUCAGAUUCAGAAAGGGCAAUCGGCAAAUAGGGAUUGGAGAAGCCAUUUCUAGCUUUACCUCACUCACAGACACGGUCUGUUUGUUUGCUUAGAAACCCAGGGAAAAUUACUAAACAUCAAAUCUUUAAUUACGUUCGUCGUUUCCAUUUCCAUUUCCAUUGCAACCACAACUUUAAUCAAUGGGAGCCCCUGAAAAUCCUGAACAAGCAGCAUCCGCGGAAAAUGAUACACCAAGACUGGCCGGAACAGUAAACUGGGGCACUGCAACUGUCGUUGGAGUGUUUGCAGGCAUGCUAUAUGGAGGUAGCAAGGAAGCAGCUGCUUCAACUAGCAAAGAUGCAGAAGUCAUGUUGAAGCUUGGCAGCACUCCUGAUAAGCGUGAGCAGUAUCGGUUGAUGCGAGAUGCAAUGGAGAAAAGGUUUAUCCGAGUCACUCGUGGUUCGAUAGUUGGUGGAGUUCGUCUUGGAAUGUUCACCGCUGCGUUUUAUGGUUUACAAAAUUUGCUGGCUGAGAGAAGGGGUGUGCAUGAUGUGUUCAAUGUUGUUGGAGCUGGUUCAGCAACUGCUGCAACCUUUGGUUUAAUUAUGCCAGGGUCUCUUAAAUGGCGUGCAAGGAAUGUGCUUCUUGGUUCAGCUCUAGGAGCAGCUUUUUGUUUCCCACUAGGUUGGAUCCACUUGAAGCUUGUAGAGAAAGCAAAUGAAGGGAUUGCAACUGAAAGGAGUGACACAAAGAGUGGUGUUGGUGCUGCCAUUGAGAGGCUUGAAGAGAACUUGAUAAAUAAAUAGAAAGGAAGAAUUCCAAAGGCAAAGCCUGCCUAGUUUGUCAUAUAUAAAGCAUGGAAGAAUGCAAAAAGGGGAGUUCCUUUAUUCUGCAUGCCAUUCAUUUGACAUAAUAAUCUUAUUCUCCCUUCCUUUAAUAGCGGUUCGAAUUUUUUUCAAUUCAAUUUUUGUUAUUGUGUUAUCCACUAGAUCACAGUUGAAAAGCAUAGAAGUGUAGAGCAUAUUUAUACUACAAACUAGAGUGUUUAGAAAUUUAUAAUCAUGAAGUGGGGCAAAUAUAAGGGAAACUCUUUU